CGGAUACCUCAGCUCCACACCCCUGCACCGGCCAAGGCAACACCUAGGACGCGAAGCAGCUGUGCCUACCGAGUGCUACGACGCAGCUAAGCUAUCCACCGAUAUUCCAACCACCAUCUCUGUAUCUAUCCAUCAGUGCCAAAACCAACAACCCGAAUAUUUAAUAUUCAAUCGACGCAAGCUGCGCCGAAAGGAACGCAGCAUUGACCCGCAAACAACCACGAUCGCAAUCGAAUCCACAAUCACAUCAUGGAUCACCGACCGCAAGCAUGGGGCCGUCCUAGGGACGAUGUCUAUGGUGCAUACGAUGCCUCCUACCUCCAGACUGCCGGCCCCAAGGCAGCCACACAAUCACCCGUCGUCACCGGCACCUCAGUCGUUGGCCUGAAGUUCAAGGAUGGAGUCGUCAUAGCGGCCGACAACCUAGCAUCCUACGGCUCCCUCGCCCGCUUCUCCUCAACCCACCGCCUCCGCUCGUUCGCCAACUCCUCCGUCGUCGGCUUCGGCGGCGACGUCUCCGACAUGCAGUACCUCGACCGCCACCUGAACGAGCUGGCCAUCGAUGAGGCCUACGCCAACCCCGCCGACGAGUCCACUGAGAGCAGCAGGGACAGCUCCCUCAACGCGCAGAACCUGCACAAGUACCUGUCGAAGCUCCUGUACGGCCGCCGGAACAAGUUCGACCCGCUGUGGAACCAGAUACUGGUCGCCGGGCUCGACGCCGACGACAAGCCGUUCCUGGCUUCGGCCGACCUGCUCGGCACCACCUUCUCCGCCCCGGCCCUGGCCAGUGGCUACGGCAGCAUGCUGGCCAUCCCCAUCAUGCGCAGAGCCGUCCCCAGCGAGGAGGAGGCCGCCAAGCUGUCGCGCGAGGAGGCCGUCGCCGUCGUCAAGGAGUGCAUGAAGGUCCUGUUCUACCGCGACGCCAGGAGUUCCGACUCGUACUCGCUCGCCGUCGUCACCAAGGAAGGCGUCGAGCUGAGCACCGACGAGAAGCUCGAGCAGCAGAGCUGGGCCUUUGCCGACAGGAUCAAGGGCUACGGCACACAGACUGUAUGAGAAGGCAGUUGGGAAGUGUGUCUAUUUUUGGCUUCUUGUGUGGUCUUUAUGAGGGGCGUUGGGGGUGGGAACUGCUACGGAUGCAAUGAUGAAAGUGCGUUUCCAUCUAGACAUUCAUACGGCUGGACCAUCUGCUAGCUUAGCAACAUAUAAACACUGUUUUAUAUGUAAUCCCAUCAUUCGAGUUCUGAUGCUGCUGUGCGUGGGGGGCGGUCGAUACCCCCUGUGAAGUAAAUGACUAAUCUUUCACAGACAAGAUAGAGUAAAGGCAAGGAUACAAAAUGAUGACAACUAUUCAUGG
Pyricularia oryzae 70-15 is the source of this 1360-nucleotide messenger RNA. RefSeq names its product proteasome component PRE4. NCBI's taxonomy places the organism in Eukaryota, Fungi, Ascomycota, Sordariomycetes, Magnaporthales, Pyriculariaceae. The transcript is spliced from 3 exons. Gene Ontology annotation, cellular component: proteasome core complex. The coding region runs from base 250 to 1059 and encodes 269 amino acids. The record is from RefSeq and is a predicted model, not a curated record.